Messenger RNA from Varanus komodoensis (Komodo dragon), 11820 nucleotides. It is a transcript of the gene ADARB1, whose product is annotated as adenosine deaminase RNA specific B1. Gene Ontology annotation, cellular component: nucleolus; cytoplasm. The coding region runs from base 5152 to 7185 and encodes 677 amino acids. The record is from RefSeq and is a predicted model, not a curated record. Gene Ontology annotation, biological process: RNA processing; adenosine to inosine editing. The transcript is spliced from 12 exons. Lineage: Eukaryota; Metazoa; Chordata; Lepidosauria; Squamata; Varanidae. Gene Ontology annotation, molecular function: tRNA-specific adenosine deaminase activity; double-stranded RNA binding; double-stranded RNA adenosine deaminase activity.
GGCUGGGCCAGCCGAACUCCUGCAGUGUCCGCCGGGGAAGCGGCCAGCGCAGCUCUUGCCAGCGCAGCUCUGAGCAGAGGGACGAGCGCGACUACAUCGUCACCAGCCGCUCUACGAGCUGUGAUGCAUAGAGCUGUACACAGUGUUCAAUGUCUGGUUGCAGCAUAGGUUUCUGUAAGAAUUAGUCUAUACCAGUGCAGAAGGCUGAAGGACUGCUUCAUAAUGGACUUAGAUGAUGAAGAGAAUAUGACACCAAAAGGAGUAACCUAUCAAGCUUUUGCUGGAGGAUGUUAUAAAUGAAAAUUUAAUAACUAUUCCAUAAUCUUUGUCAACUGAGUGAAGUGGUGUGUGCAUGCCUUUCAGUGUUGGGUUUAAGACAAAUUUGAAUAUAUUAUCCAGAAGAGCAAAUUUUGCUUCCUUAAUAGUAUGAAAAUGAAGUUGGAAAUCACUUACUUGCAAAAUAUAAUUUUAUUUUUUAUUUGAUUUAUUCAUGAGUAGAAGUCCACUAAACAUACCUGAAGGAACUCUUGCACUUUAACAAAAAGUUUAGAAAAUGAAUUUCCAGAUUACUUCCAAUCAAACAUAUCACAUGAAAUAUUUAGUUCAUAAAAAUAGGCAACAUUAUAAUAAAGAAGCUUACUGACCUCAGGAAUCCUUGAUUUGUAUGUAUACAAUUGUAAUUUGGCUAAAAUUUUGUGUUAAUAUUCAGGAUAAGGAGUUUAGUUAAUAGGACAGUUUGAAUCCUAGACUUUUAUGGUACAAAAGGAUGUGAAGAUUACCUAUUCUAUUUUUCUGUCCUGAUAUAAGAAGAUAAUGUAUUUAUUUAUUAGAUUUAUGUUCCUCAUUUUGACUUGGGUCCUGAAACCAGCUCAAAGAAUGGAGCAUUCUGGAGCGUUCAUCAGCCUUUGCCCUUCUGCUUCUUCCUGAAGGUCAGCUGAUGUCAGGUGGCCCUGCUAUGGAAGAGGGGGACAGUUCAGCUGGAGCAGAAGCAGGCAUCUGGCCUGGCUUUUGUGGGGGCAGUCUUGACAAGGUGCCUUUAAUGCCCCUCCCCAGUCCCAAACAGAGCUCUGGGGGCAAUAUUACUAUGGGGGCUGCUAAGGUUGAUUUGCCAAUUUGCAUGACAGCAGCAGAGCGCUAAUGAUUCAGGGAGCCAAGUGGGUUGCCCAGCUCCUGGUUAAUUAUACCACCACUGCUGAAUGAGCAGUGAGGAAGUUCAAACAGGAGUGCAGGCACUGGGAUGGGAUGGGAUGGUGGGCGGUGGGCAUCAGUCCCAAUAGAAUGAAAUUACACAAGCAAGCUAGUCUGCCUUGUCGACAAGGUAAAGUGAAAUUCUUCGAGCUUAACCCAAUCAUCCUUAGGGAAACUUUUAUUUGACCCUGUUAGUGCCCCCAAAAUAACAUUCUUAGAACUUUAGUACUAAGCUUUUUAAUCUGGCUCUACUUUUCAUUUCUGUUGAGGUCCACCUUCUUUGUUUAAUAAGUAGUUUAAGUAAUUUUACCAACAGAAUUUGAACUCAUUGAUUUUCAGGGUAUGCCUGUAUCACAUGGUUCCAUUCUAAGAGGAGAGGCGACCUAUUGCUCCUUUUCCUUUCCAUUUCUGGAGCAUUCUGCUGCUUUUCUUUGCUGGUGUCAAACACCAGAAGCAGUGAGUAAGUAGUCCACUUUAAAUAGAGCCAGAGCAAAUCAGCUAGUGGGGUGGGCAGCAGAGAGAUCUGGUUCAUAUCGCUGUUCUGCUCCCUCAAAGCAACCACGUCCUGCAGAUUUUUAAGGACUUCAGCAGAUCUGUCAAGAUGUGAUUGUGGAUGUGGAGGGGAGGGGGGGAAGCACUUUUUUCAAGCACAAUCCCAAUACACAUCUGGCCAGCAAUCCUGAUGUUCAGAUGGGAAAAUGGAGUUCCUCUCUACAAAUAAGCUCUCCUUGCACUAUAUCUGGAAGUAGAGUGUUACAUCCUGAUUCCAGCUGACAUCUGGUGAUACCAGCUGCUCCUGGAAUAGAUACCAGGAAAUAAGCUACCAUGGAUCCCCACUCAUUUUUGUCAUUUCAUGUAGUCUUUCUGUUUUUACUUUCUUAUACCCUUUUAAUUAAUUGUGUUUAUCAUUGUAACAGGAUUAGGAGGGAGGGGAGUGUUGAAGGUGCCUUGUUCCUUGUAAAACUCACAAGGAACCCUGCUCACCCAGCAGGUUCUUUUAUUGAUGGUUUACAGGUUCUGUCGUGGCGACUGCCCAAAACGCCAAAGCCUUCUCCUCACCUGGACCCUUCCUUGCCCCUGGUUCUAAGGCAAAGAGCGACAUCGCCUCUGGGGAGGUGGGGAGCUGCAUGUCUUGGGCGCAGCACCUGCCCUGGCUGCAGAAUGGCUGUCUGCGCAUUGCAGCAAUGCCAGCCACUUCCAGCUUUCUUCCAAAGGCUGCUUUUGCACGCCACCUCAUCCUUCCCUUCCCUUCCCUCUGUUCUCUCACUCAGUCUCUCCUCCUCUGUACACCACCUCCUGUUGUCUCAGUGCUGCCUUUAUUUUCCCUUCUCCAACACAGCUGCCCCUGCUCCGGCCACCAAUCCCGCGCAGCUGUGCAUGCACUUGCACAUUCUCACAAAUGGAGUCCCAUGCCUUAUUUCUCCCAAGCAGAUUCCAACCAUGCCUCGCUGUCUCUGGUGACUCUCUGGUAGUUGCCAUGGGAAAAUGAGUGAGCCCCUCCGCAUCCUGACAAUCAGAUAUAAUUCAUUAUCUGAAUGAAUACACCAGUCCAAAACAUUUUGCAAUGGCAUGAUUGCUUGUGAUAGCCAUUGUUUAUGAACUGUGUAGUGAUAUGUACUUCAACAGGCCUCUAAGUACUUAUUAGUUCAUGUUGAAAUUUGUUCCUUUCACUGGAAAGGCAGCUAAAAAUAGAGAUGUGGCUGCAUCAAAUUAGAUCUACUUAUAAUCCAAUUGGUCCAAAUGAUUUCCAGUAACUAUUUUUUAAUCAUCUGGGACCCAAGUAAGUUGUGGGAACCUGAUGUAUAACCAGGUUAUAUGCAGGCUCAGCAGAGGUAAACAUUAAACAGUGGAUUUAGUUAAGAGGCUGUGUUCUAUUAGAAUUCAUACUUUAACAAAAGGAAAAAAAAUGGUUUAUUUACUUACCCAUAUGUGACUUGCAGAAAGGAGAGAUGUUGGUAUCUUCACAUGGGAUAUCUUGCUUCACUAUUACCUGGUUAGCUAAGAGAGGAGGAAGAGAACCACAUACUUUUUCUCUCAAAGCAAGGGGGAGAGAGAGCUAAAGCUUUUUGCUUUUCCAGAUGAGGUAGGAGGAAAGAAGGGACAGGAAGACACAACAGCUCAAGCAGAGAGGUCAGUCUGUGUCUCCCCAUUCUUGUUGGUGGACCAGGACCAUGAUGGACAGAACAUGCAAUGUCAAUGCAGGCAGUGUUAAAUAUACUGGACAGUAAGCUAUUCCUGUUCUUAUCCCUAGUGUCAUUCUAUUCAAGACAAUAGUGGUGUAAAUAUUUGUAUUAUUAUGGUAAUAUUAAAGCAAUUUCAAUGGUUGAAUUAUAAGAACAACCACCACCACAACCUCCAAAGGAGGUACUAGUCUCUAGGGAGUUCAUUUUUAGUUCUUAUUUCAUUUAUUUUAUUCUAGUUGCUAUAACAUGCAAUAGAUAGAUUUUCAGUCAUGGCAGCAAUGCCAACAUCCUUCGCUCAUAGCAUAUUCUAGAGAGGUGUUUACUGCUACCUAUACUUAUGGAUUGUUUCAUUUUUGCAUCUUUCCAUAUCUCAGUCUGAAUAUGCUGCCAGAACCUCCCCAUAUCUUCUGACUUGUUUCUAAUGUCAAAUAAUCUAUUUUAAUCUUCUGGCAGAAUUUUUGACUAUAUGGCUGACCAGCAGUUUGCAACAGUCAAGUAUUCUAAUGAGUUUUAGUAAAAUGUUGGAUCUAGCUUGAAGGUAAAAGAGCAUGUCUGAUGAAUGAGUAUGGGGUGUCAUUUUGGUAAAUAAACAUUUACCAAAGUGAAAAUCUGCACAUAAUUACAUAGCAAUUAAUGGGUCCACAGGACUUUUUUUUUUAAUCCUUUUAUCAAAUCCUACCCCUUUCUCCUGCCAUUAAUCAAUUGUUGCAAAGAAUUGGACUUAAAAAAGAGUUUCACCUUGUAAUAACUUCAGUGGUCACCUGAAAAACCAAUAGGAGACCUUUGUUUCUUUCGCAGCCAGCAGCUUUUCCUGCCAUGCUGCUAGGGUUAUUCCCUAGUGACAUGGGGUAAGUGUGUAUGUGCAACCUUCUCUCAUUGCAGUUCUGAGAAAAGUCCAAGGGUAUCCAUAGAUGGAAACUGAGUGUUACAUAUAGAUAGAUCUAGGUCCUUUUAAGUCUGUUAGAAAUAAUCCAGUUGAAUAGCUUUGGAAUUGGUUGACCAGGCAGUUUAAAAAUUACUGUUGUUGGAUAUUUAAAAAAGUACCUUUUCUUUCUGAUAUGUAAAUGUCAUAAAAUAAAAACAAUUGUAUUUAUGGCAAUGUGGUUUUAUCAGAAAUGUCCGCCACAUAUUUAAAGAAAUCUUGUUAUGGAUGUUUGUACAUGAGAAAAAGAAGCAACAGUGUACCUGCUGGCCACAUUUCUAAAUUCCAGAACAUGUAGCUGGCACUACAUGUGGAAGCACAUUCAACAUGAAAGGGUCCUCCACGUAUGGGGCUCCCAAAAAAGUAGGAACCUGGAUUGGCCAGGAUUCCUACCUGCAAGAGAGAAUCCUUUUGUGCUGACAUAAGUGUGCCCAUUGAGGGCAUCAUCAGUGAGCUGUAGGUGCAGGAGGCGUGGCUAGUGGAUAUGCUCCUGCUCUCCUUGGUGUGCAUGGUUGAUGCAUGAGUUAUGUGAACUCUUCAUACCUUACACAAUAUGAGUUUACUUUAAGAAACACCAUUGAAAUACUACUGUAACCUACCUGCCUGAUUAAAGAGGAGGGGGAGCUUUUAAUUUAGUGGGUUUUUUCCCUCAUUAAAAUGGACUGAGAUACCUUUUUUUCCCAAGGGAAGACCACAGGUGAUAAGGAUAAACAUGUAGCUGAUGUUGCAGUAUUAAUUGCUUUGUAUGGCUGCCCUGUGGAUUCGGAAACAUGAAGUUGAUCAGAUACUAAAAGAAUAACAGAUGAGGUGUCAGUUUGUCUAGGUUCGAGCAGCACUGAUGUUAAGGAGAACUGCAACAUGGACAACAUUUCAGCUACAGAUGGAACUGUACAAGGUGCCAGGGAGGGGAAUCAGUUCUCCAAUGGUGGUGGCACUAGCAGCAGGAAACGGCCUUUGGAAGAUGGAAAUAAUGGCCACUCCAAGUUCCGUCCAAAGAAGAGGAAGAAAACACCAGGGCCGGUCUUGCCCAAGAAUGCCCUGAUGCAACUGAAUGAAAUCAAACCUGGUUUACAAUACAAGCUUCUCUCCCAAACAGGACCAGUUCAUGCUCCUAUUUUUGUGAUGGCAGUAGAAGUUAAUGCACAAGUGUUUGAAGGCUCUGGUCCUACAAAAAAGAAAGCAAAGCUUCAUGCUGCUGAGAAAGCUUUGAGGUCUUUUGUUCAGUUUCCUAAUGCCUCUGAAGCACAUCUAGCAAUGGGGAGAACUCUUUCAGUCAAUACGGACUUUACCUCAGACCAGGCAGAUUUCCCAGACACACUGUUCAAUGGGUUUGAAAAUCCAGUCCAUUCUGAUUAUUCCUUUUAUUCAGAUUCCAAUGGAGAUGGUUCCUUUAGCUCCAGUGCUGACUACAGUCUUUCAUCUGCUCUGGGUAGUAGCUUCAUACAGUCAUCUCUCCCUGUUUCAUCACCAUAUCCAUCGACUAGUGGGAAGAAUCCAAUCAUGAUACUGAAUGAGCUUCGACCAGGAUUAAAGUAUGAAUUUCUUUCAGAAAGUGGAGAAAGUCAUGCUAAGAAUUUUGUGAUGGCAGUAUCAGUGGAUGGCCAAAUUUUUGAAGGAUCUGGAAGAAACAAAAAACUGGCAAAGGCACGGGCAGCUCAGUCUGCACUUGCAUCCUUGUUUAACAUGCAACUGGAUCAGACACCAUCUCACCAACCUAUUCCUAGUGAAGGACUUCAGUUACACCUCCCACAGGUUUUAGCUGAUGCUGUUGCACGCUUGGUAGUAGAUAAAUUCAGCGAUUUGACGGAUAACUUUACAUCACCCCAUGCACGUAGAAAAGUGCUAGCUGGAGUUGUCAUGACAACAGGUACUGACGUGAAAGAUGCUCAGGUUAUAAGUGUUUCUACAGGAACAAAGUGUAUUAAUGGAGAAUACAUGAGUGAUCGUGGUCUUGCACUGAAUGAUUGCCACGCAGAAAUUAUAGCUCGGCGAUGCCUGCUUAAAUUUCUCUAUACACAACUUGAACUGCUCUUAAGCAAUAAGGAAGAUCAACAAAAAUCUAUUUUUACGAAGUCAGAACAAGGUGGCUUUAAAUUGAAAGAAAACGUGCAGUUCCAUCUCUACAUCAGUACCUCCCCUUGUGGCGAUGCUCGGAUUUUUUCACCACAUGAAGCUGCACAAGAAGAUCAGGGAGACAGACAUCCAAACCGGAAGGCAAGAGGACAGUUACGAACUAAAAUUGAAUCUGGGGAAGGAACGAUCCCUGUCCGAUCUACAACUACAAUUCAGACAUGGGAUGGAGUACUGCAGGGAGAAAGAUUGCUUACUAUGUCAUGCAGUGAUAAGAUAGCUCGGUGGAAUGUACUUGGUAUUCAAGGGGCAUUACUUAGCCUUGUUGUGGAGCCAAUUUACUUCUCUAGCAUUAUCUUGGGGAGCCUAUACCAUGGAGAUCAUCUAUCCAGGGCCGUAUACCAACGGAUAGCAGAGAUAGAAGAUCUACCACCUCUCUACAUGCUUAACAGACCUUUGCUCAGUGGCAUUAGCAAUGCUGAAGCUCGCCAGCCAGGGAAAGCACCUAAUUUCAGUGUAAACUGGACAGUAGGAGAUGCUGGUUUAGAAGUUAUUAAUGCUACAACGGGCAAGGACGAAAUGGGCCGUGCAUCCCGUCUUUGUAAGCAUGCUCUGUAUAGUCGUUGGAUGUGCAUUUAUGCAAAGCUUUCUUCUUGCCUUCGUUCAAAAGUCAAUAAACCAAACCUAUAUCAUGAGACUAAGCAGCGAGCUGUGGAAUAUCAAACUGCGAAAGAGUGUUUGUUCAAAGCGUUUUUGAAAGCAGGACUUGGAGCCUGGGUAGAGAAGCCCAUAGAACAGGAUCAGUUUUCCCUCGUAGUUUGAUUUGUGGAGUAUACUUCAAGAAAGAGCUAUGGUGAAAGCUUCCAUGUCCAACACCAACAUUUUCUCUAAUAAGUGAUAUCAACAGCAUUAAAAUCCUUGUUGGUUUUGGAGACAACUAGUGACAAAUUUUAUUUUAUUUUAUUUUUAUGCUGAAGUAUUAAAUGAAUCCCAAGAGCUUCUGUCUGCAGGAAAAAAAUGUAGUACCACUCUCUUAAAUUGAUUCAUCUGGAAAAUUUAGAAAUUAUUUUAAGGCAUUAUUGCCGGGGGUGCAUGACAAAUGUAAAUCACAUAGGAUUUUAAACUAUAUUUUUAGUAAGUGAUCUGAUUUUAUGUUCUUUUAGAGCCUGUGAGACAUAUAACUUAUGCACCUCUUUUAGAUUUUUAUUUUUUAAUUGAUUAAGAAGAUAGGAAGGAUACAUAUAAUACAACCAGAGUGGAGUUUGGAUAGCUAGUUUUCCCUACUUCCUCACUCUAAAAAACCAGCUACUGAAAAUUUUGUGUCUUUGAUGUAUGUAUUUAUUAAUCUGUGAACCAGUUUUUAACAUGCCUGUUUUUAUUCCAUUUGAAAGUAUUUGUCUUCACUCCUCAUUUACACAUAUUGUGAAAGUUUUGGGUUUUUUUAUCGUUGUAAACUGGAAACAAAAAUAUUUGUAAACUUAACACAUUUUAAACUUUAAUGUACAAAAAAGCUUGAAAUAGAUGGCUUUUGUUUCACGGGAACUCAUCAGAGUACAACAGAAAUAUUACGUGCAAUGACAAUUUCUAGGCAUUUAAUUUGUGAGAAAAUAUGCUGACUUGCCACAGUUAUUCUAAGGACAAAAUAAUUUUUUAAAAUAUGUGCCCUUCAUCAACCUGACUUAUUUUUUAGUUAAACUGUUUCGUCUCAUUGAAGUUAUAUUGCCUGUGAUUGUACUCAUAUAUUAAUAUAAAACUAUCUACCCAGACUAUUCUGAAAUAUAAUUGUUUUUGACCUACUAGAAUAGGAGUAAAUACUGGGAACAUCAUACUUAUUUCCAGAAUCUUGGCUCUCUAAGUGUCUGUACAAGUCUAGAUCUCUCAAUGACUAUAGGAGUUAGUACCCAUUGGCUCAGUGUUAGUUGAAGGAGUUAAAACCCAGGCUGAGAAGCAUUUGAGGAAGAUGGUCAGGUGGCACUCUUUGCAGCUGGUCCAGCUGUCUGUGCUGCACAGAUAUUUGGAUUAAAAAAGUUUCACCCUCACAUGCAGUUUGUAUAUUGUCAUAGGCUGCAGCUAGCUAAAUCUACAAAGCUGGUUGUCACAUGUGGUCCGUCUGCUGACUGCCAAUGUUUCACAAAGUAUUACUCUCUACCUAUAGGACAUCACUCUGUCUGGGAAAGAUGUGAUAAGAAGUUUCAAGCUCAGUGCCAUAAAAUCAAACACAUGGUCGUAUAAUAACUCACUUUCUUGAUGUAGCCCUUCCAGCGUAAGUAGUAUAAGCAUAAAAUAUUGCUAGGAUAGAACUCCAGUGAUCAAUGCAAUCGUGAAAGUAAGAAAACUAUAACAAUCAUAAUAGAAAUUUUUGGCUGAUCUUAUCAGUUCCAUUCCAGGAAAGUAUAUCCUCUAGAUUUAGCAAAUUCAUUUAUCCUGUCCGUAUGCUUAAAGCAAAAUAAUGCUUACCUGUUUUGCUACACCAAUGCCAGGAAUUAAAAAUUUAAAAUUAGAUGUUUAUCUUGACUUCUAUAUUAUGUGAUGUUCAUAUUGAAGGUGUCACAGCAGCUACAAGUAUUUUAGAAUAUUUUUUGUGACUAUGUAUAAUAGUUAGAAAUGGUAGCUAGCUCACUUCUGAACUUCAUCGUUUGGGUAUGACUGCCUGUGUAGUACUGUGGUGAUAGGUUUGAAAAGGUUGUGUGCAUGUCUAAGAAAGUCCUAUGUGGUGUACAUCUUUCUUUAAAGCAGAGAGAGGAAAUGUUAAUUUAAGAAAAAUACUAAAAGUUAUCAUAGCAAUAAGAUAAUAUAGAUUCUAAGAGAAUAAAUCAGAAUUUUACAGUGUGAAAGCAAAUAAUGUAUAUGGCAUCUUUAAAUGUUAAUAGGCAAUGUCUAACGGUUACUUUCGCUUGAAUAAUAUAUAAGAGACAAGCAACACAUCUACAUGCCUAAAACUGGCCACAGAAAUGGUUCUACUGAAGCAAUUACAGUUCAAGGCCAAGUUGUGGGCCAUUAUCAAGUAAAUAGGACUGGAAAUUCUUAAAACCUGACAUUCUUGUAGCUGGACAAGACCAAGGGACAGAGCCCUAGAACAGAAUGGUGUCCCAAAGGAGUGGAAUAGAUUUGGGUGGAGCUGUGGGCAGACUACAAAGGAAAAUAACAUGUAUGGGGGAUGCGGUUCAGCAGAAAAACUGCUGUUUCAACUAAGGGGUACAGAGGGAGAGAGGAGGAGGAGGCAGCAGAGGAGGAAAAAUAACAGAACAGCCUUUUCCUUUGCGUUUCUGGCACUUGGCUCAAAAGUUUUAAAAAAAUGCCAAAAGUGAAUUUAGCAACUUGCAUUGUAAACCUUCCAGUGGUUCUCACUGUGGUGGCUUUAGCAAUUAUAAAGUAAUUAAAGUGUGAAGAUUGCACACUAUAUUGUAAUAGGCAGGUUCACAUGACACAGCAAGUUCUGGUACAUUUUUUAACAUUGGUUGUCUGCCAUGUCAUCUGAACCCUGUUAUGGUGUCUCAGCAUGGUACAUUUGGUCUUUAAAAGCUAUGAACGGAAACAGUGGUUGUUUCUGUGGUUUUUGGUACCAUGAUGACCUUGAAAACAAACCAUUGUUGUAUGUAGGGCAGAACCAGAGUGGGCAAUGAGCUGGACACUACUGCCUGAAGGAACAGCACCACUCAGCUGAUUCCUGCACUGCCUCCUUGCUGGUCAGAGUGGCAUCCCCAAUCCAGCACCUGCCCUAUGGAUGGGGACACCUCUCUGCCAGGUGGGAGUAAGGAAUCGGAAUGAGUGCUCCUCCUCCUCAUCACUGCCAGCGACAAGAAAGGGGCUCAGGUGGGUACCAGGUUGGGAACACCUCUUCUGCAAAUGGGAGUGAGAUGGGCAGGCAGCGGUGGAAACGGCCGAGCAGCCUGCCCUGCUCCAACUGGGUACCACUGCCCAGCUGCUUCUGGAUCCUCCCAUCCAUGUGCCUGUGGGGAUCAACGGGGGAAUCAGAUGAGCAGUACUACUUCGUGCAGCGUGAUCCUGCUGAUUAGCUCCACCCCUUUGCCUGAGCAUGGAGCAUGCGCUGUUCUCCUGCUCCAGUGGAGGCAAGGGUGCCUGGUCAGCUCCUUCGCCAUCUGUGCUGCUUUUCAUGUCAUGAUGCCUGUUUGCACAACAGAGACUGCGUAACAGCGAUGGUGAACCAAACUUGGCUCUCCAUCACACCUAUCAAACGGAGAAACCCCGUUCCUUCCUGCAGUGCCUCCUGGAAUACUGCCUGGAGGACUGAGGAAGGAGGAAAUGAUGCAAAGUAGGAGAGUUACCAUCUGAGCAUCUUCACCAGUUUAGUGAAAAACUGAAUCCCGGCAACCAUGCAGGAUUGCUUGUAAUGGCAUGUGAAGCCACCCAACCUCUCUGCAAAUUAUGGCUUGAAAUGGAGCAUGUCCUAUAGCUUUUAAAUAACAGUCAUGCUGUAAUGCUGAACUAUAAUUAAUCAUUUUAAUGAAAUUAUUGUGAAUUUCAUUUCAUUUCUAUACCUCACAAUAACCAAAAUUCUCUCAGUGGCUUAGUAAAUUGUGGAAUGGGCAAAAGUGAGCCUUGGAUGCAUCCCACCUCCCCUCUCGUCUACAAGGCUGUGAAGAAAAGAUAAAAUCACUUGCUUUCCCUUUAAACAAAGUUUAUUGCUAUAUUCUGAACUGGAGGAAACUUCUUUGUUUAAAUUAUGGUUUGUUGAAAUAAUCCAGGAACAAUCAGUGCUUUGUGAUCCUAGGCUAUUUAAAAACAUAGUUUAAUAAGCGUUUCCCCAGGUUGGAUAUAACAUUAAACUCUGGUUAUCUAAAAAAAGGAAGUGAAUGUUUCUGACAUUCUUGUCAUUGCUGUGUCAGAAGAUUAGAGGAGUAGCACAGAAGCCCAAGGUUUGCUUCUGCUUGUCCACUUAGUAUUAAACGGCAGGUUUAGCAUUACAUGCGGUGCAGACCAUUGUCUCUCUCCAAUUUGUCUCACCUUUGUUUUCUCUUUCUCAUACCAUUUUCAUUCCUGAUAUCUCUGCUUGGUCAUCAGCAAAAAGAAUGCGAUUUGGCAGAGUGAAGCUUACAAUGCAAAAUGCAUUAUGAUUGCUUUCUGGAUUAUGUAUAAAUGCAUAAUGCAUUAUACCUGAUUAUGACACUAGGUAGAUCAAAAUAUAAUAGCGCAAGAAAGAAGACAGCAGCAUAUAGAUCAUUAUUUAGUAGAUAAUUCUUAUGUUCUGAAAUAAUUAUAUUUGGGCUGUUCAACUGAUAACAUUUUAUUUUGAGACAAGUCAUGUUUGCCAUGACAUGUGCCAAUUCUACUAUAGUGCAGUUUCUAUGGAUGCACAGUGUUGUAUGAACACAAAUGUAAUUUGAAAUAUGAUAGAACUGAGGAUUCAGUUAACAUAUCUAUAAGGAAAAGAAUAAAAUACGUAACAUGUAAUGAAAUGUUCCUUUCAACCAAAAUCGUAUAAAAGCUGGAAAUGAA